Agrilus planipennis (emerald ash borer) is the source of this 12167-nucleotide messenger RNA. RefSeq names its product dynein heavy chain 7, axonemal (gene Dhc36C). Bases 131 to 12139 code for a protein of 4002 amino acids. The record is from RefSeq and is a predicted model, not a curated record. Gene Ontology annotation, biological process: microtubule-based movement. Lineage: Eukaryota; Metazoa; Arthropoda; Insecta; Coleoptera; Buprestidae. The transcript is spliced from 58 exons. Gene Ontology annotation, cellular component: dynein complex. Gene Ontology annotation, molecular function: ATP hydrolysis activity; dynein intermediate chain binding; dynein light intermediate chain binding.
GAUAAUGUCAGAAAUACUUGUAUUUUCUUGAUAAAAAUGUUAAUUAAUGCUUAUAGGACAUAAGCUUUAAUUGUACCAUAUUUUCAGAAAUUACAUUUUACUUCUGUAAUUAUUAUAAUUAUCCAGAAACAUGUCGCAAUCAUCAAAGCACAAAAAAGAAAGACAAAGACUUAUAAAUAACAUUUUGGAGAAACGAGCGUUCAUAGAUAACAGAGACACGAAAGUAAAAGUACCACGGCUCAUAACACCUUAUGAUUACGGUCAAAGAAGUGAAGAUUUGUUUAAAUUACCAGAGGAAUUUAGCAAAUCGCCAUUAGAGAAGGAAAAGAAAAAGAAACGCCGCGUACAAAAGAAGCCUUCCUAUUCGCAAAUGCGAAAGGAAAAGGAAACAUUUCACAAACGGAUAGUUGAACUAAUGACAAGCGAUGCCGAUCAAAUGGACGUUGACUUAGAUGAUGUUCCAAUAACAAAUGAAAAAGAUUUGCUUAGAUAUUGUUACUAUAUUAAUUACGGUGUCGAUACUAUUCAUGUAUCUCCCCUUGAUGAUGCAGUUUUGAGACAGAUUUUAUUUUUGAUUCCUCAAAAAUUAAAAAAAUGGAGUACGGUCUUGAAUGAAACGGUAGAAGAAUUGCAGAAGGAUUUCAUGCUAUCAAAUAAGCGAGCAAUUAUUGAUUUCGCUCUCAAAGAUCCUAAUAGCAACCAGCCCCUUAUAACAAUGUAUGAUUCACCAGAGAGACGAGAAGUUGCUGAAGAAUGUCCAAAGUGGCAUAGCAGCAUCGAAUUUAGUAAAUCAAAAAUGUUGCGCUGGUUGUUCAUCGUUAAUCCUGCAACUGUAAACGUGCUAAAUCGAUGGUAUACGCACUACAGAAAAGUGCGUCUUAUAAAUAUGACAGAAAUUAAAAACAACAUUGGGUCCUUUUACCUAAAGAAAUUUCAGAAAAUGGUUCAGAAACAAUUAGAAACAGCUAACACAAUCCUGCUAGAAGAUUAUUUUAAGACAGUCGUUGACAUAUUCAUUCUCGCUCAUAGGAGAAAACAACUGGUCGAUUCAAGAAAUUUGAAGCAGUUGAAAAAAUUUUAUGACUGUGUUGCUUCGUUGAUGACGUAUCAGCUACAGACACUUUGCUUAAAAUCGCUUUAUGAUUACCAUCAGUACAUUACAGAUAUAAAAUAUUCCAAUAACGGUUUUAAAAUCUUCCUGAAGAGGAAAGUCCUUGUCGUUCCAACAGAGGAAGAAGAAGAAGCAGGCGAAGAAACAAUUGCUGAAAGUGAAUAUACGGAAGAGGAGGAAAAACAAGAAGAAGAACAAAAGGCUGAAGAGGUCGAAGAUGAAGAAACGAUAAGUGAAAUGAGAAACGAACUGGAAUUAAUUUUUGAACCAUCUUUCGAGGAAUUUUCCAUCGAAAUUAUCAAUCCCAUUGAUGCAAUGAUUGCUGCAGUCAUGGUAGUACCCAGAUUAGAAACAUUGUUGUACUUGGAUUACGAAGGACCUGCAGGAAGGCUCACACCAGUUAUUCUUAGUGAAAUCGUAGACAAUUAUAAGAAUGAUAUUUAUAAUAUGCUACAAGAACAACGACUUGGUCCAGAAGACAGGGCUCAUGACUUUGACCGUUACCUUCAUUUACUUAAUGGCGAGGUCCGAGAAGAAAUUGAAGAUUUUAAGGAAAAUCUGCCGAUUAUUCACACUUUAGGAAAUCCUGGAUUAAAAGAGAGACAUUGGGAAAUGAUUUCUGAAAUUGUAGGCUUCCCUAUAGUACCUGAUGAGGAACUAACACUAGCUAAAGUAAUCGAUUACGGUUUACAUGAUUUCAUUGAAAAGUUUGAGUCAAUAUCUGAGGCUGCUUCCAAAGAAAACAAUCUCGAAAAGAAUAUUAAAAAAAUGAAAGCAGAAUGGGAAGAUGUAGCAUUCACAGCUUUGGAAUACAAAGAUACUGGCACUUACGUUAUAUCUGCAAUUGACGACAUCCAAGUGCAACUAGAUGAUCAUAUAAUUAAGGCGCAAACGAUGAAGAAUUCCCCGUACAUCAAACCAUUUGAAGCUGAAAUUUUAGACUGGGAACGCAGGCUGCAUUUACUUCAGGUAAUUAUCGACGAGUGGUUAAAAGUUCAGAGCACGUGGAUGUAUUUGGAGCCAAUUUUCUCUUCACCAGAUAUUCAACAGCAAAUGCCAGAAGAGGGUCGAAAAUUUACUGCCAUGGAUAAGAAUAUAUUGAAUCGAUUUACACGGUUCUUAACAACAUUAAUUAAUUUUAGAUUGGUGCAUGCCAUUGUCUUGAUAGAUGAAUUUAAUGCAGAAGAAAGAGCUUAUGGUUUCGAAGAAACCCAGUACCCAUUGAGGAAGAAAACCCAUGACAAAUUAACUCCUUUUAAAAAGUUAUACGAUAAUGCCGUCGAUUACAUGGAAAAUCGCAACAAAUGGUUAAAUUCCAAGGUGGGAACGUAUGACCCCGAUGAAAUAGAAACUGAAGUCACCACUUAUUACAGAAAUGUUUACAAACUAGAGAAAAGUUUCUCUGACAAGCCCGCAACAUGCGAAUUGGCAGGAACGGUCCGAGAAGAAAUUGAAGAUUUUAAGGAAAAUCUGCCGAUUAUUCACACUUUAGGAAAUCCUGGAUUAAAAGAGAGACAUUGGGAAAUGAUUUCUGAAAUUGUAGGCUUCCCUAUAGUACCUGAUGAGGAACUAACACUAGCUAAAGUAAUCGAUUACGGUUUACAUGAUUUCAUUGAAAAGUUUGAGUCAAUAUCUGAGGCUGCUUCCAAAGAAAACAAUCUCGAAAAGAAUAUUAAAAAAAUGAAAGCAGAAUGGGAAGAUGUAGCAUUCACAGCUUUGGAAUACAAAGAUACUGGCACUUACGUUAUAUCUGCAAUUGACGACAUCCAAGUGCAACUAGAUGAUCAUAUAAUUAAGGCGCAAACGAUGAAGAAUUCCCCGUACAUCAAACCAUUUGAAGCUGAAAUUUUAGACUGGGAACGCAGGCUGCAUUUACUUCAGGUAAUUAUCGACGAGUGGUUAAAAGUUCAGAGCACGUGGAUGUAUUUGGAGCCAAUUUUCUCUUCACCAGAUAUUCAACAGCAAAUGCCAGAAGAGGGUCGAAAAUUUACUGCCAUGGAUAAGAUUUGGAGAGAAUUAAUGAAAACCGUUUACACUGAACCAAAAGUUUUGGUGGUUGUGGAAAUAGACAAAAUGGUUGAAAGAUUAGUCAAAUGUAAUGGCUUGCUCGACGCAGUGCAGCGUGGUUUAAACAAUUACUUGGAAGUAAAACGACUAUACUUCCCUCGGUUCUUCUUCUUGUCAAAUGACGAACUAUUAGAAAUUCUAUCCGAAACCAAGGACCCCACAAGAGUCCAGCCUCAUUUGAAGAAAUGCUUCGAAGGGAUAGCUAAACUAACAUUUACAGCUGAUAUGGAUGUAACACAUAUGAAAUCAUCUGAAGGAGAGAUUGUACCACUUGUGGAUGUCAUUCAAACUGCAUUGGCAAGAGGACAAGUUGAAAAAUGGCUGGUAGAAUUGGAAAUAGAUAUGAAGAAGUCUGUUCACAAAAUGGUUGCCAUGGCAAUUGCCGAUUAUACUAAGAAACCUCGUGAUGUCUGGGUCCUCGUAUGGCCUGGUCAAACGAUCCAAUGUAUAGCAAUGAUGUACUGGACGGCUGAAGUACAUGGAGCCAUUCUAAUAAGCAUGAUUGCAAUGAAAAAAUACCUUGAAACCUGUAAUUUCCAAAUAUCGAAAAUAGUGGAUUUGGUAAGAGGAAAAUUGAAUUUACAAAAUCGUAUAACCUUAGGUGCUUUAAUUGUCUUGGAUGUCCACGCAAGAGACGUGUUGGGAGAAAUAAUAGAUACUGAAGUGAGAAGUGUUGAUGACUUUCAAUGGUUAUCUAAUCUGAGAUACUAUUGGGAAAAUAAACAACUAGCAACCCGAAUGAUUAAUUCAACAUUAAUGUACGGGUACGAAUACCUUGGAAACACAACAAGAUUGGUGAUAACGCCCUUAACAGAUAGAUGUUAUCGGACACUCUUUGGUGCUUUGCACCUACAUUUGGGAGGAGCUCCAGAGGGUCCGGCAGGAACAGGGAAGACUGAAACCACAAAAGAUCUUGCGAAAGCGGUCGCCAAACAAUGCGUUGUUUUUAACUGUUCUGAUGGGUUGGAUUACAUAGCUCUGGGAAAAUUCUUCAAGGGUUUAGCUUCUUGCGGGGCUUGGUCGUGUUUUGACGAAUUUAACAGAAUCGACUUGGAAGUGCUUUCUGUCGUUGCUCAACAAAUUUUAACGAUUCAAAGAGCUGUCAAUGCAGGCGUUGAAGACUUGUUGUUUGAAGGUACUCAUCUGAAACUGGAUCCAACCUGCGCCGUCUUCAUUACUAUGAAUCCCGGAUAUGCCGGUAGAUCAGAGUUACCGGAUAAUCUAAAAGCGCUUUUCCGCUCCGUGGCAAUGAUGGUACCAGACUAUGCCCUCAUAUCAGAAAUUGAGUUAUAUUCUUGCGGUUUCCUAGAAGCCAAACCUCUAUCAGUGAAAAUUGUUGCUACCUAUAGGUUGUGUUCGGAACAACUAUCAUCCCAACACCAUUACGAUUAUGGAAUGAGGGCAGUGAAAUCAGUUUUAAGAGCUGCUGCUCAGUUAAAAUUAAGAUAUCCGGAUGAACAAGAAGACAUACUGGUUUUGAGAUCCAUCAAGGACGUUAAUUUGGCGAAGUUUCUGGAGCCUGAUGUUCCUUUGUUUCAGGGCAUAACAUCCGAUUUGUUCCCCGGUGUCGUGCUACCUCCUCCCGACUACGAUAUUUUUAAUAAAGCAGUUGAAGAUAGUUGUAAAACCCGCAAUCUUCAAUGUACACCGUUCUUUCUUGAAAAAGUGCAACAGUUGUACGAAAUGAUUGUCGUAAGACAUGGUCUUAUGAUCGUUGGUUUUCCUUUUGCUGGAAAAACUAGUAACUAUCGCACUCUGGCAGAUGCUCUUGGGUUAAUAGAAGAAAGAGGAGGAAUGGACGAACAUAGAGCUGUUUACACUGUCAUGAAUCCAAAGUCAAUAACAAUGGGUCAGCUGUAUGGGCAAUUUGAUCCCGUAUCCCACGAGUGGUCGGAUGGUGUUUUAGCUGUUAGUUUUCGACAAUUUGCCAUGUCAACUACAGAAGAUAGAAAAUGGCUAAUUUUCGACGGUCCAGUUGAUGCAGUCUGGAUUGAAAACAUGAAUACCGUAUUGGACGAUAACAAAAAAUUGUGUUUAAUGUCUGGAGAGAUUAUACAACUAUCUAACACAACUAAUCUCAUUUUUGAACCAAUGGAUCUUGAUGUGGCUUCUCCUGCAACAGUCUCGAGGUGUGGUAUGAUUUAUAUGGAACCUGCAGCUCUAGGGUGGGAACCUCUUUUAGAAUCCUGGUUGGCAACACUACCGCCAUUGCUGGAAGAUUUUCACAAGAAUAUAGUGCAACAGAUGUAUCUACGUAUUUGUACACCUCUUCUGUGGCUUGUCCGAAAAGGGGGUUUACGGGAACUUUCUCCUACUUCAGACACUAACUUGGUGAAAGGUGUAAUGAAUUUAUUCGACUGUUUUAUGGACGAUUUUUAUAAUGAGGAAUAUGUGGAACAAUUGUCAGACUUGGACGCUCGGGCACAGCUCGAAGGGACCUUUUUCUUUUCUUGUAUUUGGGCUUUGGGAGCCACAAUUGAUUCUGCAAGUCGUCUAAAAUUCAACGUGGUAUUCAGAGGUCUACUUGAUCGUGAAUUUCCUAAACCUCUGUACGAAGCAACGGGAAUACCUUUUGAAAUUCCGAAAGCAGAGAAGCCGUACAUGUUUGUUUUGCCAGUAGCUGAUUCUGUGUUUGACUAUUAUUACAUAAAAGAGGGCAAAGGAAUUUGGAAAUAUUGGUCGUCUGAACUAGAAACCGCGCCUCCUAUUCCACGAGAUAUUCCAGUCAAUCAAAUAAUGGUUACGACGGUUGAAACUAUACGAAAUAUUGCUAUAAUGAAACUAUUGGUGACUCACAAGAAAGCUGUCAUGGUAGUAGGUCCAACAGGAACUGGAAAAUCAGUUUACGUAACGGAGUUUCUUCUGAAAAGAAUUGAGAAGAAAACGUUUAUACCCCUUUUUAUAAAUUUUUCUGCACAAACGUCUGCGAAUCAAACGCAGAGUAUCAUUAUGGGAAAAUUAGAUAAAAGACGAAAGGGUGUUUUUGGUCCUCCAAUUGGAAAAAAGUGCGUUAUUUUUGUAGACGAUGUCAGUAUGCCACAAAAAGAGGUGUACGGAGCUCAGCCACCUAUCGAAAUAUUACGUCAGUGGUUUGAUCACUUUAUGUGGUAUGAUUUGAAAGAUAUUGUACCAAUGAAAUUAAUUGAUAUACAGUUCAUGUGUGCCAUGAAUCCGCCGAUAGGUGGUGGUAAAACUGUUACCCCGAGGUUCUCCAGACAUUUUAAUCAUUUGUGCAUAGACGAAUUCAGUGAUGACAUUAUGAUAAAUAUUUUCAGCAAAAUAAUGUAUUGGCAUUUGGACGUCAGGGGAUUCUCGAAGAGUUUUGAACCAGUGGUAGAAGAAGUGGUUCUUUCUACCUUGGAGGUUUACAAAUUGAGUAGACAAAAUCUGCUACCCACACCUUCUAAAUCACACUAUUUGUUCAAUUUGAGAGAUUUUUCCCGUGUUAUCCAAGGAGUAUUAUUGUCACUUCCGAUCGCAAUGGAAAAUACUAAUUCAAUAAAAAGAUUAUGGAUUCACGAAGUGUUGCGUGUAUAUUAUGAUAGAUUGGUCGAUGAUGCGGAUCGACUUUGGUUGAUAGAAACACUUCAUUACGUUUGUGAAUAUAAGUUGACAGCAGAUAUGAAUAAACUAUUGGAGAGGCUUGCAACUGCUGUUGGAAGGAGUAUUGGAGAAGCAGAAUUAAGAAAGCUAAUUUAUUGCGAUUUCGCUAAUCCGAAGGCAGAUCAACGGUAUUAUGCAGAGGUAACGGAUUUAGUAUUCUUACGAAACGUUGUUGAGAAUUACCUUGCAGAGUACAACAGUAUAUCAAAGAAGCCAAUGAAUCUAGUUCUUUUCAGGUUUGCAAUCGAACAUUUGUCUCGAAUAUGUCGUGUAAUAAAACAACCCAGAAGCCAUUGCUUGUUAGUAGGUGUAGGUGGGUCCGGAAGACAAUCCCUUACCAGACUGGCUGCUCAUAUAUCAGAAUACGAUGUGGCGCAGGUGGAAAUUACUCGAUUGUAUGGCAUGAACGAGUGGCACGAAGACAUAAAAUUAAUUUUACGAAGGACCAGUUCGAGCGAUCAGCAUGCUGUAUUCCUAUUUACUGACACUCAGAUAAAAGAAGAGUCCUUCUUAGAGGAUAUAAGCAAUUUAUUGAAUUCCGGUGAAGUACCUAACAUAUUUACACCCGAAGAGAAAGUGGAAAUUUGCGAGAAAAUGCGUCAAUUUGAUCGACAGAGAGAAAAAUCAAUGCAAACUGACGGAAGUCCUGCUGCCCUUUUCAAUUUAUUCAUACAAAUUGUGCGCGAACAAUUGCAUGUCGUCCUUGCAAUGAGCCCCAUUGGCGAUGGAUUCAGGAUUAGGAUAAGGAAGUUUCCGGCGAUAGUUAAUUGUUGUACAAUUGACUGGUUUCAGGCUUGGCCCGAAGAUGCUCUUUUGGCCGUAGCUACGAAGUUCUUAGGAGAAAUAGAACUCACUGAGAAGGAGAAGGACGUCUGCAUAGAUAUGUGUCAACUGUUCCACACUAGUACACAAACUUUAUCCGACGAAUUCUUUGCUAGACUUGGAAGACACAAUUAUGUCACUCCAACCUCCUAUUUGGAAUUAAUCAACACGUUUAAAGAAUUUUUGGGGAAAAAACGAAGAGCGGUAUUAAUGGCCAAAGAAAGGUACGAAGUUGGACUAGAAAAAUUAGAAUUCGCUGGAUCACAAGUGGCUAUUAUGCAAAAAAGUUUGGAGGCCCUUCAACCACAAUUGGUUGUUGCCAGAGAAAAGGUCGCAGUUACGAUGAAAAAGGUCGAAAAGGAAUCGUUAGACGUCGCAGAAGUGGAAAAACUAGUGAUGGUUGAUGAGGAAGCUGCCAAUGAACAGGCAAAAGCAGCCCAGGCAAUUAAAGACGAAUGUGACGCCGAUUUAGCGGAGGCCAUGCCGAUUUUGGAAGCAGCAUUAGCAGCUCUGAAUACCCUAACACCUGCAGAUAUCACAAUCGUAAAAACCAUGAAGAGUCCUCCAAAAGGUGUCCGAUUAGUCAUGGAGGCUAUAUGUAUAUUAAAAGGAGUAAAACCGGAUAAGGUUCCUGCUCCCAGUGGAAUAGGCACAGUUGAAGAUUACUGGGGUCCUAGUAAAAAAGUCCUUGGGGAUAUGCACUUUUUGGAUAGUUUAAUAAAUUAUGAUAAGGAUAAUAUCCCUCCACAAAUUAUGGAUAUGCUCAAAAAAAGGAUUCUAAAUGACGAAAACUUUGAUCCUGACAAAAUCAAAGUAGCGUCGACUGCUGCAGAAGGUCUGUGUAAAUGGGUAAUCGCUAUUUCAAAAUACGACAGGGUAGCGAAGGUAGUGGCCCCCAAAAAAUUAGCUUUGGCAGCUGCAGAAGCAGUGUUUCGAACUGCCAUGACUGCACUCGAAGAGAAAAGAGAAAUUCUUCGAUUAACAAGAGAAAAAUUGGCUGCGUUAGAAGCUGCGCUCGAAAUUGAAAAAACGAAACUACAAGCACUUAACGAUGAAGUGGACAUGUGCCAAAAGAAGCUCGAUAGGGCUCAAACGUUAAUUGGUGGACUGGGAAGCGAAGGCGCAAGAUGGUUAGCAACGGCAAAGCAACUUGGCAUACAAUAUUUCAUUAUCACUGGUGAUGUGCUCAUUAGUUCCGCCGUUGUUGCCUAUUUGGGACCAUUCACUUUACCAUUUAGGCAAAAACAAAUUGAAAUUUGGAUAGGAAAACUAAUUAAGUAUGGUAUUACAUGUACAAAAGACUUCCAGUUAACUGCUGUUCUGGGUGAGGCAGUAAUCAUUAGACAAUGGAAUAUUUUUGGCUUACCCAGCGAUCUCUACAGUAUAGAUAAUGGUAUAAUUGUUGCGAAUACUCGCCGUUGGCCCCUGAUGAUAGAUCCUCAAGGUCAGGCAAAUAAAUGGGUGAAAAAUAUGGAAAAAGCUAAUAGCUUAGCGACGAUAAGGCUUGCCCAACCUGACUAUCUUCGAGUUUUAGAAAAUGCCAUUCAGUUUGGUCAACCAGUUCUUUUAGAGAAUGUAUUGGAAGAAUUGGAUCCAAUAUUGGAGCCAGUUUUAUCAAGGACAAUAUUUAAACACGGAGGGGCUUGGUGUUUAAAGCUUGGUGACUCCGUUAUAGAAUACAACCCUGAUUUUAAAUUAUACAUAACUACAAAGCUUAGAAACCCUCAUUAUUUACCCGAGGUGGCAGUUAAAGUUACUUUGGUAAAUUUUAUGAUCACCUCAGUAGGUUUGGAAGAUCAGUUAUUAGCAGUAACAGUGGCGAAAGAGAGGCCCGAUUUAGAAGCAGAAAAGAAUCAAUUGAUCCUUCAAGGAGCAGAAAAUAAACGAAUGCUCAAAGAAAUCGAAGAUAAAAUUUUAGAAGUUUUGAGUUCGUCUCAAGGCAAUAUUUUGGAAGAUGAAACCGCUGUGCAAAUUCUAAGUUCUUCGAAGGUGUUGUCCAACGAAAUCUCUUCUAAGCAAGCGGUUGCUGAAGAAACUGAAAAGAUGAUUGAUAAAGCUAGACUUGGAUAUAUUCCUAUCGCAGUGCAUUCGACUAUUUUAUUCUUCAGUACAACCGAUCUGGCAAAUAUUGAUCCGAUGUAUCAGUAUUCUCUGGUUUGGUUCAUGAAUUUAUUCAAGUCGGCCAUCGACAAUACGGAGAGAACUGAGAAUGUAGAGGAACGUUUGACAAUAUUAAAAAACUAUUUCACGUACUCAUUGUAUGUUAAUAUUUGCAGGAGUUUAUUCGAAAAGGAUAAGCUGCUAUUUUCUCUGAUACUCUGUAUUAAUUUGCUUAAAAGCAAAAAUCUGAUAGACCAAGGACAGUGGAUGUUUUUACUAACAGGAGGUGUUGGUCUGGAUAAUCCUCAUAAAAACCCAUCGAUAUGGCUAGUGUCCAAACAAUGGGACGAAUUGUGUCGUCUCGAUGAACUUAGUGCAUUUAGGGGUAUACGCAAACAUUUCGAAAACAAUUCAGAGCAUUGGAGAAAAAUGUUCGAUGAUCCUGAACCUCAACAUUUCGUUUUACCGGAUCCCUAUCACAAGUCACUAAAUCAAUUUCAAAAAAUGUUAGUCCUACGCUGCAUUCGACCAGAUAAAAUUGUUCCAGCAGUACAAGAUUUUGUGCAAGAAAAACUUGGUAGACAAUUUGUCGAGCCGCCUCCCUUCGACUUGGCAUCGUCAUAUUCCGAUUCACAUUGCUGUAUUCCUUUAAUUUUUGUCUUAACACCUGGUGCUGAUCCAACAGCUAUUCUUUUAAAAUUUGCCGAAGAUCAAGGCUUUGGUGCCAGACUGUUCUCAUUGUCUUUAGGACAAGGCCAAGGCCCCAUAGCAGUGAAACUUAUCGACGAAGGCGUGAAAAACGGAAAUUGGAUUGUACUUCAGAAUUGCCAUCUAGCGAAAAGUUUUAUGCCGACUUUAGAAAGAAUUUGUGAAGGUCUGACCCUGGACAAUACUCAUCCUGAUUUCAGAUUGUGGUUAACCUCAUAUCCGGCUGAACAUUUUCCCGUUUCGGUAUUGCAAAACGGGGUAAAAAUGACAAACGAACCGCCGAAAGGUUUAAAGGCUAACAUUACCAGAUCGUAUCUAAGUGAUCCAAUAUGUGACCCAGAGUGGUUUGAUAAUUGCAAACAACCAUCAGCGUUUAAAAGAUUAUUAUAUGGAUUAUGUUUCUUUCACGCUUUAAUUCAAGAGAGACGGAAAUUUGGACCACUAGGCUGGAAUAUUCCAUAUGAGUUUAACGAAACUGACUUGAGAAUUAGUGUGUUGCAGCUCCAAAUGUUUCUUAAUCAAUAUUCCGAUGUUCAGUUUGUUGCCUUAAGGUAUCUGACAGGUGAAUGUAACUAUGGAGGUAGGGUCACAGAUGACUGGGACAGAAGGACUUUAAAUACAAUUUUGCGAAGGUUCUAUUGUAAAGAAAUCGUUGAAGUACGUCACUACGCAUUCGAUCCAACAGGACAAUAUUAUUGCCCUGAUGCAGAGGAAUACGAAGAAUUUAUGAAUUAUACGAAAUCUCUACCAUUGCUUACCCACCCCGAAGUGUUUGGAAUGCAUGCAAACGCAGAUAUUACAAAAGACCAGAAUGAAACUAAUUUACUUUUCACAAGUAUUUUGUUGACCCAGGAUGCUACUUCAAGUGAAAGCUCAGAAAAAUCACCAGAAGACGUUAUCUUUGACAUAGCCUCAGAUAUUUUAUCAAAAUUGCCCAAAAAUUACGACAUUGACGAAGCAAUGCGCAAAUAUCCAACUUCUUACACACAAAGUAUGAACACUGUGCUUGUUCAAGAAAUGCACCGUUUCAAUAAACUGUUGACAACCAUCAGAGAAAGCCUGAAAAAUGUCCAGAAGGCAAUUAGGGGCCUAAUUGUUAUGUCUAAUGAUCUGGAAGAAGUCGUGGUUAGCAUGUUGACAGGAAGAAUACCGGGAAUGUGGGCGCGCAACUCUUAUCCUUCGCUAAAACCCCUUGGAAGUUAUGUCAACGAUUUUCUUGCAAGACUUGAAUUUCUUCAGAAAUGGUUCAAUGAAGGCCCACCUCCCACAUUUUGGAUUGCAGGAUUUUUCUUCACCCAGGCUUUCCUUACGGGUGCUCAACAAAAUUUUGCUAGAAAAUAUACUAUUGCUAUUGAUUUGUUGGCUUUUGAAUACGAGGCUAAAAAAGAGAAGACAUUUCCCAAGCCUCCAGCAGAUGGAGUCUAUGUUUACGGUUUGUUUUUGGAAGGUGCAAGGUGGAAUAUGCAAAAGAUGAUUGUUGACGAGUCUCUUCCGAAAGUGUUAUUCGCCCCUGUUCCAAUAAUUUUGAUGCUGCCAAUUAAGCGAUCUGAUUUGGUGCCUAAAAAGACCUACGAUUGUCCUGUUUACAAAACCGCAGAAAGACGAGGGGUCCUGUCCACUACCGGUCACUCAACUAAUUUCGUAAUUCCCAUAAGAUUGCCGACGGAAGAACCACCUCAGCAUUGGAUUCUACGUGGUGUCGCUAUGCUGUGUCAACUGUCGCAAUAAGUUGAUCACAGAUUUUUGUGAUGAAUUA